UAUAUAGUCAAAGCGUCCAGCAUCCGGGUUAGGUUACGAUACGUGACGCGUGUGCAGCAGCACUAGCAGCAUAUAGUGUGUGCUCUGUGAACUAUCCACUAUCCAGUUCACAUCUGUAUUCUGCCCGUAACGGGAAUGUGUACAUGUGUUUUAUUCAUUCGAUUAUUUCGAAUGUCGAUUUAUAUUAUAAUAAUUUUAAUUAGGUAAUUAUUAAUUAAUAACUUCAUUACGUGAUUUGUGCGGUAAAGGAAAAGAUUCAGGGGAGUAAAUUUCGUGUUACUGAAAGUAGCCGUAUACGUCUUUAUGAUGUUGUGAAAUAUUGAAAUGUUGUUCAAAACAUUCGGUGUAAAGGUUGACGGAACGUCAACUGACGUUGUACUGAGCAAUUACCAGAAUAAGCUGUUGAUUGUUAUCACUCAAACGAAAAAGUUCGGAUCCAUUGUGCGGGUAGAAAAGGAAAUCUUUCAAGCUUCCGACACUCAGGAAAACGUUUUCAAUAUUCAAACGAUAUUCGGUCACGAGAACGACGAAAACGCCUUGUUCGCCAGAAUUUUAUGCGAAAAGAUUGAAACAACCAAGCCAGUUGUACUGAUUAUCAACUUGCAGAAUCAUUCUCCACGUAUAGUGAAAGCGCUUGUAAGAGUUGUAAACGAAAACAAGAUUUGGUAAUAACUGCGUCUGUACUGCCACUGCCACUGCCACCUUACGAUGACCAUUUUUGGACAACUUGUUAUCGGCCCUCCUGGUAGCGGUAAAUCUACGUAUUGCCGUGAAAUGCGACAAUUUUUAUCGCGUAACGGAAGAAAAGUCGCCAUCGUCAACUUGGAUCCGGCCAACGAUUCGUUACCAUACGCAGCUGAUAUCGAUAUCAACGAAUACACUACGGCGGAUGACGUGAUGAGCUACCUUCACGUCGGACCUAACUGCGCUAUUCUGCAUUGCAUCGAAUUCCUCGAACGCUGUGUCCAAAAAAUUGCCGCCGAAAUUGAACAAAAAAAGGAUUGCUAUUUUCUGAUCGACUGCCCUGGUCAGGUUGAAUUGUACACGCAUCACGAGUCUUUGAAUAACAUUCUAGCGUGUUUGGCAAAUGCCGGUCUUCGAUUAUGUUGCGUUCAUUUGGUGGACUCUCAUUACUGCAGCGAUGCCGGUACUGGUAAAUUUAUAUCGACGUUAUUGCUGUCGUUGACGGCCAUGUUGCAUAUGGGUCUACCUCACUUGAACGUGCUCUCGAAAAUAGAUGUUUUGCGCGAAUUUGAAAACAAAUUAUCCUUCUCGCUAGACUAUUACACGGACGUUUUAGAUUUGUCUUAUUUAGUCGAAUGUUUGGAACAAGAUGCGAUCACAUCCAAACAUAAGAAACUGAACCAAGCUUUAGCUUCGUGUAUCGAAGCUUACGGCUUAGUGCACUUUACACCGUUAAACGUGUUCGAUUCCAACUCUUUAUCUAACGUGCUGAAUAUGGCUGACAAAGCCAACGGUUACAUCUUCAAGAGUUCCGAGGAAAGAAAUGUUUUUAAAUUACUAUCGACGGUCAUGAGCAGUACACCGAGCGAUCUUCGCGAGUCGGUCGACGAGUCGCAGCAGGAGCGAAAGCUAGCCGAAUGUACUUUAUUCAAUUACACCGCGGACAAUGCCGACUGAACUGCGUUUCGGUUUUCUCCUCGCUGUCUCUCUCACUUCUGACUGACGUGAGUUCUAGUUGGCGUUGGCGUUGCCGUUGCUGUUGAUGGUGGUUCAGCGCUUGUCUCGUGCCUGUCUGCUUGUGCUCGGCAUUUUGUUGGAUGGUUAAGCGACUGGCCGACUAGCGGGUAUCUACGUCAGUUUGUUCGACAGAUCGGCCGUUGGCUGGAUAUUGGACGGAUCUCCUUGUAAAUUUUCAAUUUAACUCGUAUAAAGUUGAUAACAUUUUAUUUAAAAAAUAAACGAUUUGAAAAAAUUUGUUACAAAUUAUCCUAAAUCUCGAUACCUCUUGCAACUAUGCACCCGUGUACAAGUAACUUGAACGGAGGGCGGUAGACUGAAGGGAUCUGUAACUUUCAUGUCGAAAUAUUACAUUCACUUUUCUUUUAAACCAAAUUUUCAAAAAUUUGGCAUAGCCUACGGAGACUCGGACAGUUAUAUUUCUCAUUUACAUAUUUUCUUAUUUGUUUUUCAUUAUUUAUUUAUUUAUUCAUUUUUGAAAAGUCGGCACGAUGCGGAUCUCCGAGUUGGAUCAGCCAAUUAGCGCGUUGAAAAUUUUGGAGUUGCAGAGACUGGGGCGACUAGGAAUUCGAACCGAAAAAAAAUCAGAUAAA
Planococcus citri (citrus mealybug) is the source of this 2294-nucleotide messenger RNA. RefSeq names its product GPN-loop GTPase 2. NCBI's taxonomy places the organism in Eukaryota, Metazoa, Arthropoda, Insecta, Hemiptera, Pseudococcidae. Gene Ontology annotation, cellular component: cytoplasm. Gene Ontology annotation, molecular function: GTPase activity. The transcript is spliced from 8 exons. Bases 709 to 1641 code for a protein of 310 amino acids. The record is from RefSeq and is a predicted model, not a curated record.